Morone saxatilis (striped sea-bass) is the source of this 6106-nucleotide messenger RNA. RefSeq names its product dpy-19-like 1, like (H. sapiens) (gene dpy19l1l). The record is from RefSeq and is a predicted model, not a curated record. Lineage: Eukaryota; Metazoa; Chordata; Actinopteri; Moronidae. Gene Ontology annotation, cellular component: nuclear inner membrane. Gene Ontology annotation, molecular function: mannosyltransferase activity.
GGGGGGGCAGAUCCGAGGAGCAGAUAGCAGCAAAGAACUGUGCUGCUCACACACACACCGCACACACACACAGAGUCGGGUACUAUUGAACGGCUGACUCCGCUGCCUAACUACCCCUCCUCGGCUCUCUCCUGGGGUAAACCAUGGUGGCUAAAAACAGAAAGCAGACCGGGAAGAGUGCAGCGACCCAGGCUGACCGCGACAAGAGCCCGCUUGUCAAAAGUAACACCAGGCGACCGGGCAGGGAGGGCAAAGCCUGCAGCAGCUCCCACCCGAACGGGCUCUCGGGCAUCGGACACAAGCUCGGGCUGACUCCCUCCGCCGUCGCCAAACUGGGAGUCGCUCUCCUCCUCGAUGACAGACACUUUUCACACUUGUCUAACCUGGAGAAGGAGAUGGCUUUUCGGACAGAAAUGGGCCUGUACUAUUCCUACUACAAGACCAUUAUUGAGGCCCCCUCCUUCCUGGAUGGCCUCCACAUGGUCAUGAACGAUCGGCUGACAGAGUACCCUCUGGUUAUUAACACACUGAAGAGAUUCAAUCUCUAUCCAGAGGUGGUCCUGGCCAGCUGGUACCGGAUGUACACAGGUGUAAUGGGCUACUUUGGGAUUCCCACAAAGAUGUGCUGGUCCAUUAACAGAGGAGAGGGACUCACUCCUGUGGACAGCUGUGAAGGGAUGGGCGACCCGGCGUUUUUCUACGUGACCUGUGUGUUCCUGCUGAACGGCGCGAUGAUGAGCCUGUUCUUCAUUUACGGAGCCUACCUCAGUGGCAGUCGACUGGGUGGCAUUGUUACCACAAUGUGUUUCUUCUUCAAUCACGGCGAGAGCACUCGUGUGAUGUGGACUCCGCCCCUGAGGGAGAGCUUUGCCUACCCCUUCUUAGUCCUGCAGAUGCUCCUUCUCACCUACAUCCUACGGACCCGGAACCCAAGCAGGACAGCCAUGGUCGCUCUUGGCGUCUCCAAUUUGUGCUUCAUGCUGCCUUGGCAGUUCGCCCAGUUCGUGCUGCUCACUCAGGUGGCUUCUCUGUUUGCUUCUUACAUCCUGGGUUACCUCGCUGCCGCCAAGAUGCAAUCCAUCCUGGUCACUCAUAUGAUCACUCUCGGCGUCUGCUUUAUCCUGAUGUUUGGCAACUCCAUGCUGCUCACGUCCUUCUACGCCUCCUCACUCGUCUCCAUCUGGGCAAUCAUUGCAUUGAGGGAUAGAUUUGCUCAAGUCUUCAAACCUGGCAUCGUCAUCUGGGUCAUGCAGGGUUUGGCUUGGGUCGGCUCCACAGUUCUGCUCAAAUUCAUGCUGUCCACAGUCCUCUGUGCCUCGGAUGAUGCUCACAUCAGUGGACUAAUAAAGUCUAAGUUUACAAGCUACAAGGACUUUCACACUCUGAUGUACACGUGUGCUGCUGAAUUUGACUUCAUUGAAUUAGAGACUCCCGUACGCUACCUUAAAACAUUGCUGCUGCCCAUCAACAUGCUGGUGGUUGCUCUCAUUGCUUGGAGGACUCUGCAGGAUAUAGUCCGGUUCCUGAGGGACGGAGGGAAGACCGAUGAUGUUGAUGAAGCUGCAGGGUCUGAAAUUGUCGGAAAAGGAGAGCUGGUGUACCACAGUCUGCAGCUGGUGGCGUUUGCUGUCCUGGCCGUCCUCAUCAUGCGUCUGAAGCUCUUCCUGACGCCCCACAUGUGCAUCAUGGCCUCCCUCAUCUGCUCCAAACAGUUGUUUGGCUGGAUCUUUUUUUGGGGAGAGUUUUAAACACACGAAAUCGUUUUGGGGUGUUUGCGUUCAAUGGCCAUCCUAUUGGCCGUACAAGGGAGUGCCAACCUGCAGGGCCCAGUGGCGAUUAUUGGAGAGUUCAGCAACCUGCCGCAGGAGGAGCUGCACUGGAUCCAGGAGAACGCCCGUCCUGAUUCUGUGUUUGCCGGGGCCAUGCCCACCAUGGCCAGCGUGAAGCUUUCCACAGGUCGGCCAAUCGUCAACCACCCCCACUAUGAAGAUGCUGGUCUGAGGGAGAGAACCAAGCUGGUUUACUCCAUGUACAGCCGCAUGUCUGGAGAAACCGUAAAGAGGAACCUGAUGAAGCUGGGAGUGGACUUCUUCGUCCUGGAGGAUUCCUGGUGCACCAGGCGAACCAGGCCUGGGUGCAGCAUGCCAGAGAUCUGGGACAUUGAGGAUCCCCAAAAUAUUGGUAAAAUCCCCCUCUGCACCCACAUGUCCAGGAACUCACGACCCCACUUCACCACAGUCUUUUCCAAUGACAUUUACAAAGUCCUCAAAGUCCCCAAAGCUACAAAAGAUCUCAGAUAACAUCGUUGGACAGACAGGUUCUUUCCACCGCCUCUGGUGGGUCACUGCCGUUGCGAACUUUUUACCUUUUACUUUCUCGAACCCCCCCCCCUCACAGUUCCACUUUUCUGUAGUAUCCUUUUCCCUGAGCAGUGGACUAACAGUAGGUUGGACAAAACAAUUUUGCCUUGAGUCUCUCCACUCUUGGUGCCCUUACAGGUCUCAGUAUUUGUGACUUAAAGAAACUCCCUUUUUCCCACAUAUUGCCAGUCAUCCUUAUUGCUGCAUCUUCGUCAUCCGGCGACGUUCCCAUUACGCUCGGUGCCCAAGUGAAAAGCCAAAAGGUGUCGCAGCUUUCUUCUGGUUUGUUGCGUCGGUUCUGUUACAUAGAUCCUUAUUUUAAGAAACAUUCUCCUCAAAGAGAAGCUGUUCAUACAUCAGUAUUGGUUUUUUUACUGUAUGGAAUUCAUUUUCUUUGCGCUGAAGAAGUAAAUUUUGUCUGGCGGGACCAAUCAAUGAUGUCCACAUACUGUGAAGCAAUACCCUUUGCAAACUUGACAAAAGCUGACUUCUUCUAUUGUUAUGCACAGUGUAGAUCUCUGAAAAUAAUUUUCAGUAGUACACUAUUUUUAUAAUUUAUUUGUGUGAGUAUUUUUUAUGCAAACUUCAAGGUGUUAAAACAUUUUCAAGCCAACAGUAUUUUAAGAGUCUUUGGAAUCACGGGAAAAUUCAGUUAUUUUGUUCAAAAUCUUUUUGAUAUACAUCAUUCAGCCUUUGCCUCAAGGUAAAAUUUACGUGGUGACUCAGCUUUCAUUCUUAAUUCAUUAUAACCUGGUGGAAAAAAGGUUUUUUAAUGGCAAAUCAUAGGAAGUAAAUAGGGGUGCAACAGAUCACAAAACUCACAGUUCGGAUCGGAUCACGGUUCUGAGUCACGGAUCGGAUAAUUUUUUUGAAUCAGACUAUGACUGCUAUGCUGCUUUUGCUCCGAUAUAGCCGCUAGGAAUGGGAAUUGAUAAGAUGCUAUUAAUACCAUUAUCAGUUCUGCUCAUUAGUCCAGUUCUUUGUGGAAUUGUAAAUUUGUUGAAUGUACACAGGUUUUCAAAGUAAAUGCAGUUAUUUUAUCAUCUCUUAUAGAGUCUGAACACUGUAGAAACUGAGUAGAGUUAAGUUUAUUCAUGAAAUGGAGCAAAGCCUAGGACCAUUUCUUCCUCACCGCCAUGACUCCUCCUUGUUCCAAGCAGCAUAGACAUAUGGGUUUGACGUCACCGUUCUGCAACGUGCAACUGUCAGAAAAACAUGCUGACAUUGGAUCAAAUAAUUUAGAAGCGGUUUUAUACUGGAAGCUGACGGCUGCUGCGUCACAGACAAGCUUAGACUGGAGCUGCUCCGAUGAGCGGAUCUGUGCAUCGAUGGGAAGGCAGCAGAUAUUUCCCAACUUGGAAUAAACAUCACAGUCUUAUUAUCUAUUUUGUAAUGACCGGUUUUGCAGUUACACCACUGAAAAUGCCCGAAGUCACAGCCUACAGGAUUCUACUCAGUGGAGUUAAAUCCGUUGCUCUUCCCUAACCCAGUCAUUAGGAUUCAGAUUUUAACAGCACACAUCUGUUUUGUAUAUCUUUUCGCUGAAAACUGACUCUGCAAAUCGAGAUUUAAGGAAGUACUCAUUUAGGGGGGGCAGGCAGUCUGUACGGAUCAACUAUGAUCUGUUGCACCACUAAAAACUGAACAAGUAGAUUGCCUGUACUGUGUCAUUUGACAGCGUUUUUGUAAAUACCCAAACAACUGUUUUGUAAAAUGCCACUGUACAGCCUUUAAAAGGUACUUUUUGUUUCUUGAAUUGUUAAUUGCCAAAGUAAGUCUUUAGUAAUUAAAGCUGCGUGUUUGGGGUACUGUAGCACAUGAAAGAUGUGUGUUUUAGUUAUUGAGAACCAUCAGUUUGUGAGUUCUGUAACAGCCAAUCCAAACUAUUUGUAGCAGUGGAUUUUAUGUAAAUGGUAGCAGUCGUUGGUUCCUUCUUGGGGCCUCAUUAAUGACUGUUUGACAUUUUAGGAAAUGAUUUGCUUAUUCACUUACUUGCUAAGAGAAGACUGAUACCACUCUUGUGUCUGUAGAAACAAGAAUCUCCUUCGGAAGGGGACAGUUUAGCUCAUCACUAUCAUUAGCUUGUCUUUUACAACCACUGUAGGUUCAAUUAGCAGUGGCACCAUAGCUGCAUGUUGUAUUGGUGGUUUCACCUUAUAUCAUCUUUUUUAAUUGCAGUCAGUUUAACUCACAUUCACUAUACUUUAAGGUUUUUUUCUCAUAUCAACCCCAUUUUAUUUGUUACUGAAGCUUGGUGCCACUUUCAGAAGGGGGAAAAGCUUUACAACACGUUUUUUUUUUCACAUGGCUCUAUAAAUGAGUCAACAUACAGCAGGUUUGUCUUAUAGUGAUAGUUGUUUGUCUUUGAAGGACUAGUUCAACAUUUUGGAAAAAUAAAAUGCUUCUUCCCGUUUUCGUCCAGAGUUAAAUGUGAAUAUUGAUUCCACUCUUGUGUCUGUCAGCAGGUUAGCUUAGCUUAGCUUAGCACAAAGACUCAAAGAGCUGGUCUGGUCAGUUCAAAUAUGUACCUCACAAGACCUCUACAAGCGUAAAGAGUUGUGGUUUUAUAGGACGUUAUGUGCUGGACUGUUUUUUGACCGAGGGUAGCAAUCUCCGCUGGUUGCCUGGCAACCUUGCAGCGACAACAAGAUAGCAAAAGGUUAAUGUUCUUACCAAGAAACAGUCUGGCACAUAACUUCCUGUAAAACCUCAAUUACUCAUUUUUUACUCUAGUUUUUGUACGGAUUAAACAAAUGAGAAAUGGGCAGUCAAAUGAUUCACUUUAGAGGUGCUGGUAGGUAGAUUUUGUUUGAUUUUGUCCAAAAUGUCAACAUGUUCCUAUAAGAGGCAGGAGUCGAACAUCAUCACUUCUUCCUCCUACAAGAGUGCGAGUCUAGGCCACCGCUGCACAAACAUUUGGCUGUUAAUGGGUUUUCUGUUGCAUGUUUACUCCUCCAACAUGAUGACAUAUAUUUCACAAUCACUAGUGACUUCUCAAAUAUUCUGUGAUGGUUUUGUUUCUAUAAAGGCUUCAAGUUUCUCUCAGCUUUAAUGUAUUUCUCGUGUAUGAAGUUGUAACAGGUUGAAAUCAUUACGGUACAACACACCUCGGUGCUGCUGAUUUCAUUGAUUUGGCACCGGAAAGUACAAAUAUUAAAGAAAGAUUAGUGAGAUGAUACUUUUAAACGAAAACAAACGUACGUUCACAAUUCAAAAACUCCUACUGUGAUGAGAUUAAAUGUGCCAGAGCGAGCGGUUGAACAAAUCAUACGGUGCACAUUUAAUCUGUGACAUUCUGUCGGUCUGAUUUCAGAGCUGUUUGUUUGUUUGUGUACUAUUUGUACAAAGACUGAGGUUUCGCGGUGUAGAAGUGAAGUGCCCGUUUUAAAGGAGUGGGGCGGUGGUCACACUUCCUGAAACACUUUGACGUAAAUAGUUUAUUCCUGUCGCAGGCGUUGGUGUGUUUCAGAUGUCUUUUAUAAUAUUUGUCUAUUUUGUCUGUAUUUUAAAAAAUAAAGUAUUUGCCUUCAGCACUACUGUUUUUUUUUGUCUUAAUGUGUUUAAAAGAAAUAAUUUUCUUUCUCAACUUAAGUCUAUUAAGGAAUGUUUGACUUCGCACACAGCGGUUGAGUUUGACAGCUGCUUUAUACAAAGUCGACAGAGGCACACUUUUUUUUUUUAAAGCUUUGGCGUUUGCCCCAUGCUUUGUUUGCUGGUGUCCUCCAUUUCUGUCAAACAACCUAAUA